Neocloeon triangulifer is the source of this 952-nucleotide messenger RNA. RefSeq names its product doublesex- and mab-3-related transcription factor dmd-4 (gene dmrt93B). Gene Ontology annotation, cellular component: nucleus. Gene Ontology annotation, molecular function: RNA polymerase II cis-regulatory region sequence-specific DNA binding; DNA-binding transcription factor activity, RNA polymerase II-specific; protein binding. The record is from RefSeq and is a predicted model, not a curated record. The coding region runs from base 73 to 897 and encodes 274 amino acids. The transcript has 3 exons. NCBI's taxonomy places the organism in Eukaryota, Metazoa, Arthropoda, Insecta, Ephemeroptera, Baetidae. Gene Ontology annotation, biological process: sex differentiation; regulation of transcription by RNA polymerase II.
UCUCCGCCCUCGUCAAGACGAACUGAAUGAUUGAGUUGUGCAGCGAAGCAUUUAAUCGUGAAUUUAUUCGCGAUGAGUUCCGAGUCAGCAAGGCGGCCAAAAUGCGCCAGGUGCAGAAAUCACGGCAUGAUCUCGUGGCUCAAGGGCCACAAGCGGCACUGCAAGUUCAAGGAAUGUGCCUGCGUCAAGUGCAACCUCAUUGCUGAGCGACAAAGGGUCAUGGCAGCUCAGGUUGCACUGAAAAGACAGCAAGCUGCAGAGGACGCGAUUGCUCUGGGACUGAGGGCAAUGGCCACAGGGCAGCAAUUCGGCUUUUUACCUCCAGGACCUGUUUUCGCAGGCGUGGCUGAUUCCGCCGAUGAUCAGAAAAUCGAAGUUGAGACAGUCGAAGCUCCUGCACAACCAUCAGAACCAGUGGAAGAAGAAAAAGAAAUCUGCCAAGAGCAACUGGCUUCUCCGAGUGAUUCCGCUCCUCAGCAGGACGAGCUGCGUCUGUCGUCGCUGGAAACCCUGUCGCGCGUUUUCCCUCAUAAGAAGCGCGCCGUGCUGGAGCUGGUGUUGCGUCGUUGCGGCCACGACCUUCUCAGGGCCAUCGAACAUUUCGUCCGGCGCACGGAGAACUCGGUUCCUGCUUCAGGACCUGUUUCUCCCACUCCGAGUCCUCGCAGCGCGUUCAGUCCACUCGCGGCCGAAUCUCCACCCGCGGCUCACCAGAAUCUGCCCUUUCUGGCACCGCCGCCGCCACCCUUGCUCUUCGGGGAAUCUCCGUUUCUGGGGCCUCUGCCGCCUCUGCUGCUGCCUCCGACCUACAGGGCAGCUCUGGCGUGCUACUUGCCAGGGUGCCUCGAGUGCGCCAGGACGCAGCAGCUGCACGCGAAAAUCCACCAAGAGCCAUAAUUCAGCACAAUUUAUGUUAAUAAAAAAAAAACAGCAUUUAAAAGAAACUUAUUUC